UUAAGAAGAGGAAAAAACUAACAAAACAAAGGCAAGCCUCUAUAAACUGGUGUCAGGAUGUCUGUGCAUUUGCUGAACGGAUUUUUGCUGGUACUUUUCUGGAUUACAGUGAGAAGUACUCCAACGCCAGGAUCUGAGGGGCACACUUCAAUCACUGACUGUCCAUCAUGCUCCCUGUCCAGAUUCCACAAGGAUGCACCCAGUUCUCAAAGUGACAUGGUGGAGGCAGUCAAGAAGCACAUUCUGAAUAUGCUGCACUUGAGGGACAGACCCAACAUCACGCAGCCAGUGCCCAAAGCAGCUCUUUUAAAUGCCAUCAAGAAAGUUCACGUGGGGAAAGUAGGAGAUGAUGGGCAAGUGCAAAUAGAUGAUAGAAUUGCAAGGCGAGCGGAAGUUAAUGAAAUUUUGGAGCAAACCUCAGAAAUUAUCACGUUUGCUGAAGCAGGGCCCUCAAAGAAAGUGCUUCACUUUGAAAUCUCCAAAGAAGGCAGUGACCUAUUGAUAAUCCGGGAAGCAGAACUUUGGCUCUUUUUAAAACUGUCUAAAGUCAACCGAAGCCGAGCUAGAUUAACAAUACGGCUAUACCAGCAGCAGAGGGUUCAGAAGGAACAUAGAGGAUCUGAAUCAAAUAAAAAUGAAGUUCUGAUUGCUGAGAAAGUGGUGGACACAAAGAAAAGUGGCUGGCACACAUUCCCAAUCUCUGGGAGCAUCCAGCGCUUACUCAAUCAUGGCAAGUCAUCUAUGGACAUUCGCGUGGCUUGUGAUCAAUGCCAAGAGACUGGGGCAACUCCUGUCUUUCUUGGGAAAAGGAAGAGAAAAGAUGAUGAGGAGAGAGAAGCAGGUACAAAUGGAGGUGAAGAAGAAAAAGAACAGUCACAUAGGCCGUUCCUAAUGAUCGUUGCUCAGCAAACAGAUGAGCACCCACAUAGAAGAAGGAAACGAGGCCUUGAAUGUGAUGGUAAAGUGAACAAUUGCUGCAAAAAGCAAUUUUAUGUCAGUUUCAAAGAUAUAGGAUGGAGCGAUUGGAUCAUAGCACCUCCUGGCUAUCAUGCCAAUUACUGCGAGGGAGACUGCCCGAACCACAUUGCGGGGACUUCUGGGGCAUCUCUUUCAUUCCAUUCCACAGUAAUCCACCAGUAUCGAGUUAAAGGCCACAGUCCCUUCAACAACAUUAAAUCUUGUUGUGUUCCAUCUAAGUUGAGAGCUAUGUCAAUGCUCUAUUAUGAUGAUGGACAAAACAUAAUUAAGAAGGAUAUCCAGAACAUGAUUGUGGAAGAAUGUGGUUGCUCAUAAACUGAACACUUGCUAUCACACCAAUCACAGAAAAAAAUUGCAAUUGGCUUGCAAGUAGGUAAUGAUCAACGGGAGAUGAACUUGAGAAGGAAGAGCACGUUCUGCACCUGCUGCAGUUGGUAUAUGAAAAGGACAUUUCUAGCUCUUAUAGCUUUGAGCUUGGAUACUAUAUACAGAGGCACAAGA
This is a messenger RNA of Nanorana parkeri, 1479 nucleotides long. It is a transcript of the gene INHBA, whose product is annotated as inhibin beta A subunit. The transcript has 2 exons. Bases 58 to 1293 code for a protein of 411 amino acids. Gene Ontology annotation, molecular function: growth factor activity; hormone activity; cytokine activity. NCBI's taxonomy places the organism in Eukaryota, Metazoa, Chordata, Amphibia, Anura, Dicroglossidae. The record is from RefSeq and is a predicted model, not a curated record. Gene Ontology annotation, cellular component: extracellular region. Gene Ontology annotation, biological process: SMAD protein signal transduction; BMP signaling pathway.